Molecule: messenger RNA, 997 nt
Organism: Boeremia exigua
Lineage: Eukaryota; Fungi; Ascomycota; Dothideomycetes; Pleosporales; Didymellaceae
Product: Rof/RNase P-like protein
Exons: 1
Coding region: 146-835 (229 amino acids)
Biological process (GO): tRNA 5'-leader removal; rRNA processing
Cellular component (GO): ribonuclease MRP complex; ribonuclease P complex
Molecular function (GO): ribonuclease P RNA binding
Source: RefSeq, a predicted model, not a curated record
CUCACCACCACAAAGCUACUACAAGCCAGGAACCUCCAGGCGCACGAUUAAUGGGCUCUUAAGAUUUGAUCUUUGAAUACCUUCAGAUCUGUGUCCGCAUCUCACCACGACGCCCGCCCGCUCGCGCACCAAAACCAUCACCACCAUGGCCGAAGACGCAGGCCUCCCCUUCGCCCAAGCCCUCCUCCAACGCGCCUUCUCCCCCUCCACCGCCGAAUCCCACUACAACACGCGCAUCACCAAGCGCCCUCUCCCCAUCCGACCCACAUCCCCCACACCCUCCGCACGCGCAACCCGGCGCCUGGCCCUCAACGCACGCAAAGAAAACGCCCGCAAACGAACCCAGAAACCACGACCCCUCUCCGCCGCCCAGAAGCGCAAACUCAACCUCACCGAGAUCCCCAAGGAGCAGCAAAAAUACGCUAUAUACGAGCCUCUUCAUACUCUCUGGACAGGCUACGUGCGCGAGAUCCUCGGCCUGGGCGCGCACAAGGCGUACGUGACGCCUGCAUCUGCGGGGCAGAUGCUGGCGAGUGCGGAUAUGCACGGCGCGGCGCUGCGGGUGGUGCGCAGUCGGUGCGUGAGCCGCGUUGGGCUGGAGGGGAUUGUGGUGCGGGAUUCGCGGUACACGUUUGAGAUUGUGACGAGGGGGGACGUGGUGAAGUGUGUGCCUAAGGAGCAUACGGUGUUCCGGUUUGAGGUGCCGGUGUUGAGUGAGGGAGGGGAGGGCGAGGAGAAGCCGCUGGUGUUUGAGAUUCGUGGGGAGGAAUUUCAGACGAGGGCGCCGGAUAGGGCGAAUCGGAAGUUCAGGUUACAUUAUCAGCCGGAUGUGUGAGGGACGGUAGGAUUGGUAGGAAGACUACGCGAGCAUUGCUGGACGUCACAUGAAGAGCUGCCACUAUUGUCUCAGGUCCUCAUCUAUCAACGACGGACGACAGCACCAAAACUCUCGAGACGUUUGUUCUACUGCAAAAGUCUACCCAAACGCCGGUGUCAC